Molecule: messenger RNA, 558 nt
Organism: Paramecium pentaurelia
Lineage: Eukaryota; Ciliophora; Oligohymenophorea; Peniculida; Parameciidae
Source: the annotation of a GenBank genome assembly
AUGGGUAGAAAAUAUUAAAAAAUCACAAAAAACCCUAAAAUUAGAAGACAGAUAAUCUAUUUAAGAAAGCAAGGUAACACUAAUAAAGAAAUAUCAAUAAUUAUAAGUGCUUAAACAGGUACAAGAAUUACUGAAAAGACAAUCUAAAGCAUCAAAACUAUCAAAAGAAAAUCAAAAUAUUUAACCUAUAGACAAUAAGCUAUAGCACUAACUAUCGAUUAUAUUCAAGAAUUUCAUCACAAUUUAUUAAAUAUAUCAAAUGAGAAUAAAUAAAGAAGGAGGGUGUCGUUACUUCUAAAAAAGAAGUUUCCGUAGCCUUUCCCUCUUUUCUCUUAACGAACUCAUUAAAGAUGUAUUAAUAGAAUUGUAAGUAAAAUUAAUCUUAUCUUAAACAACUAAGAAUCUUAAUAAACUAAUAAUAAUUAAGAUUCCAUUAACUAUUUUUUAUAGACCUAAUCUUAAGUAUAAUCAAUAUAAUCACCAAGUAUAUUUAUAAAUGAUGAAGACUAAAUGAAUUCAAUUUAAGAAAGGAUGACUGAUGAUUUAAAUUUUUAUUGA